Messenger RNA from Papilio machaon (common yellow swallowtail), 919 nucleotides. RefSeq names its product collagenase-like. The transcript is spliced from 5 exons. Lineage: Eukaryota; Metazoa; Arthropoda; Insecta; Lepidoptera; Papilionidae. The record is from RefSeq and is a predicted model, not a curated record. Gene Ontology annotation, biological process: proteolysis. Gene Ontology annotation, molecular function: serine-type endopeptidase activity. Bases 35 to 886 code for a protein of 283 amino acids.
AAGUUGAGUUGGCAUUUCUCGACCUGGUGGUACGAUGAAGUUAGUGCUAGCGAGUCUGUGCUGCUGCCUGUGGACUCUGGGCGCGCUGGGGGCGUCGUUUGAGCCCUACGAGCCUUUGGAGCUGAACUACCACGAGCGCAUUGGCAUCCCGCGUGCCGACGCCCUCAGGCAGGCGGAGCUCGCAGCCGACUUUGAUGGCGGCAGGAUCAUAGGCGGCUCGCCGGCCGCGCUCGGCGCCUACCCUUAUAUGGCUGGGCAGAUAAUGACGCUGCAGAACGGGCGCGAGUCGAUGGGCGGCGGUACUCUGAUAAGCAACACGCGGGUGGUGACCGCGGCCCACAACUUGUACGACGGGCGGCAGAUGGUGCGCCACGUGACCGUUGUGCUCGGCUCCGAGCGCAUCUUCUCCGGCGGCACCAGGAUCACCUCCAGCAGGAUGGAACUGCACGCCGACUACAACACCAAUACCUUACACAAUGAUAUCGCCAUCAUCACUAUCGACUGGGUCAACUAUAGCAACACCAUCCGCAACAUCGGACUGGCGUCGGGCAGCAACACGUACGCCGGCGCGUGGGCCUGGGCCAUCGGCUUCGGCAAGACCAGCGACGUGUCGAUGCCGAGUCCGGACCUGAUGCACGUGCGCGUGCAAGUGAUCACCAACGCCGCGUGUCGCGACGCAUUCCCCGGCAACUUCGUGAUAGAUUCCACGCUCUGCAUCAGCAGCGCCACCGGCAACAUCUGCACCGGCGACUCCGGCGGCCCGCUCGUCGCCAACAACCUACUAAUCGGAGUGACAUCAUUCGGCUCGAGCUCGUGCGAGGAGCCUCGCCCCGCCGGCUUCGCCCGCGUCACUUCCUUCAACUCGUGGAUCAGAGCGCGCAUGUGAUGCCGCAAAUUGCAAUAAUAAAUAACUACUUAC